AUGUCUAUUAUGUAUGCUUUUCUUGCAUCUGCACCAGCAGCCAUUUACAGUGCCCGCUUCUGCACCGAUCAAACCUUUUACUCAUCCGACACCAAAUUUCAAUCCAACUUGAAUACCCUCCUCUCUUCUCUUGUUUCAAACUUCUCCCUUCCCUCCAACAGCGGUUUCCACCGAGCCUCCGUCGACGAUAUCGACGGCCGUUUCCUCUACCGCGACGACGUCAACGCGAUCGUCUGCCAUGGCUGCGUCGCCGCAGCAGCAACCAACAUAACUCGCCUUUGUCCCAACGAUACCGAGUUCUACAUCUGGUACAUCGAGUGUACGCUAAUCUACUCCAACAACACCUUCAACAAUGAUGACGAAGACGAACACCACCAUAGACCACAUUACUGUCUUGCUUCCGCCAUCCGCUGCAUGACGAAGACGAACAGAGAUGCAUCUUCAACCACAACUUCGAUUAAACCUUAA
Vigna angularis (adzuki bean) is the source of this 468-nucleotide messenger RNA. Its product is annotated as cysteine-rich receptor-like protein kinase 7. Lineage: Eukaryota; Viridiplantae; Streptophyta; Magnoliopsida; Fabales; Fabaceae. The record is from RefSeq and is a predicted model, not a curated record. The transcript has a single exon. The coding region runs from base 1 to 468 and encodes 155 amino acids.